Macadamia integrifolia is the source of this 684-nucleotide messenger RNA. RefSeq lists its product as uncharacterized. Gene Ontology annotation, biological process: shoot system development; root development. The coding region runs from base 1 to 684 and encodes 227 amino acids. NCBI's taxonomy places the organism in Eukaryota, Viridiplantae, Streptophyta, Magnoliopsida, Proteales, Proteaceae. The transcript has a single exon. The record is from RefSeq and is a predicted model, not a curated record.
AUGUUGCGCCCCAAUUUCAAUUCCCUAAGAGACUUACACGAUUGCGCAAAUGAUCUACUUCAGUUGCCGGCCACCCAACAAGAUCUUGUCCAGCAUCAAAAUGUAAAAUGGGUUAACCAGGUGGAGGAAGGAUCUCUGAGAAUUUUAGAUGUUUGUGGCACCACUAGGAAUGUUCUGUUGCUAGCAAGGGAACACUUGCAAGACCUUCAAACCGCUUUUCGCAGAAGUGUUGGGGAGAGAGUUCUUGAAAUCAAAAUUGAUGCUUACAACUUCUCUAGAAAGAAUAUGAAGAAACAGAUGUUAAAGUGUCUGGAUUCUUUGAAACAGAUGAAGAUCAACUCUACUAGUCCCUCAGCCUCCGACGACACCGACCACCGUCUUUUGGUGGUUGUUAAUGUUAUUCAACAAGUGUUGGUGACCACCAUCUCUAUUGUGGAGACUGUACUAUCCUACAUGUCCAUGACAACAAGGAAGAAAGCUGGUUCAAACAGAAGUUCUUUCAUUUGGAAGAUCAGGCGUGUGAAGAGAGUAGCCAGAGCAUUGGAAGAGAAUGUAAUGGAUGGUGCGGAGAGCUUGGAUACAGCACUUGGUGCCCUUCAUGGCAACAACCCAAAUUUAUGUGAGAAAAAUAAGGCAAUCGCAAUUCAAACAGCAACAAAGCAAUUGGAGACAUUGGAGAAUUAA